AUGGAAGACAAAAUCCUAUCUCCCAAAUACACACGUGUGAAACUCAACGUUGGCGGUACAGUUUUUGAGACCUACCUUUCUACUCUCACAAAAGUGAAUGAAAGUGUGCUAUCCGCUAUGGUGGCCGAGGAAAUACAAAAUGGGGACGAACUGUUCAUAGAUAGGAAUCCCCUGCUUUUUGCCAAAGUACUGGAUUAUCUACGAGAUGACGAGCGUUUUGUUCCUCCAUCUGACGAUGAUGCCAGAGAAGCACUUCGGAGGGAAGCUGAGUUCUAUUAUCUGCCCGAGCUCGUCGAAAAGUGCUUGCCCGAAAAAUUUCAUACUGGUGUUCAAGUAAAAUGGAAGGAAAGCGCUAUCGAAUCGUACUGGAAGGUUUUCGCCAUGGCUUUUGACAGACCCAGCUGCGCACUUUGUGCGUACUCGCACACUGCAGACCCGAAAUGUCUGUUUCCGCAAUUUUCGAAGUCGCGAGAUGGGACACCCAAGGACGAGUAUUGCUUAGCACUGAAGUAUCAAAUGCGCUUUAUGAAAGGGAAAGUGACAUCGGGACCUUUUGGCAGUCUCCCUGGCUGUUUCGUUAUAUGGGAGAGUCCCUACGACAAGUAUCCGUUACACAUCCCAACGUCUGCAUUGCGUUUAGCGAAGUGAUACGCUCUUUUCUAUUUCAACAUUGCUCGUGGUUUGAACUGAGCUUUGUAAACUCUAUGUGUGUUCGACCGCCCGAACUCAUAUGUAUUUCGAUAAAUCAUGCUGAAGC
Molecule: messenger RNA, 757 nt
Organism: Cylicocyclus nassatus
Lineage: Eukaryota; Metazoa; Nematoda; Chromadorea; Rhabditida; Strongylidae
Source: the annotation of a GenBank genome assembly